AUGGACGCGGAGAAACUCAUUCCAACGUCGCGCGUGCCUGACGACCGGCAAAAGCUGCUGGCUGGCUCAAGUUCGCACGCGUCGCACGCGAUGGACGUGGACGACAGCGUGCGACUGCCGGAACCCGCGAGGCGAACGCCGUCGUCAGCCUACAAGAGCGGCAAGGAGGCAUUCCUCGCGGUCCUACACAGUUGGGCGACCAAACGGUUCAUGAGUGGAUGCGCCAUCCUCUUCCCCAUCGCCAUCACAUUCUACAUGACGUGGUGGUUCUUCACCUUCGUGGACGGCUUCUUCUCGCCCAUCUAUCGCCAUGUCUAUGGCAUCGACAUCCUGGGUCUUGGGUUCAUAACGACCAUCUCCUUCAUCUUCUUUGUGGGUGUGUUCGUGUCGUCAUGGGUGGGGUCGUCGGUGCUGUGGAUAGGCGAGUGGAUCAUCCACCGCAUGCCGCUCAUGAAGCACAUCUACUCCGCCUCCAAGCAGAUCAGCAACGCCAUCUCGCCGGAUCAGAACGUGAAUGCGUUCAAGGAGGUGGCCAUCCUGCGCCAUCCGCGCAUAGGCGAGUACGCCUUCGGCUUCAUCACCUCCAACGUCACCCUCCAGCUGGAGUCGGGAGUGCAGGAGGAGCUGGUGAGUGUGUAUGUGCCCACCAACCACGUGUACAUUGGAGACACCUUCCUCGUGCCUGAGUCUGACAUCAUCCGCCCCAACCUCUCCGUGCGAGAAGGCCUCGGGCCCCUUUGCGCUUAA
Closterium sp. NIES-65 is the source of this 747-nucleotide messenger RNA. The record is from the annotation of a GenBank genome assembly. NCBI's taxonomy places the organism in Eukaryota, Viridiplantae, Streptophyta, Zygnematophyceae, Desmidiales, Closteriaceae.